CUCAUGCAUGCGCACCGGUAACAUUCGAUGUUCUCGACACGGACUUUCACAUCAUUCUGGGAAUGCCUUGGCUUGCAAGUGCGGAUCACACGGUCAACUUCCAUCGGCGGACUCUUAGCGUUCGCGACGCCUUCGGCAAGGAAGUGGCGUGUACUAUUCCUCUACCGCACCCUUCGAUCCGGUGCCAAGUGGUGACGGCCAAAUCAUUUCGGGCGACCUGCGCUCACGAGCAGCCUGAGGAGAUCGGCCUAUGUUUCCUACGGACCGUCGCGGUAGCCGACCCUUCACCCACGGGCUUGUCUUCGGACCCCCGUGUGGUGCGGUUGCUGGACGAGUUCGCCGACAUCUUCGAAUCACCUACCGGUGUGGUGCCGGAUCGGCCGAUCUCUCACGAGAUCAUUCUUGAGGCCGGUGCCGUGCCGCCGAAAGGUUGCAUCUAUCGGAUGGGUAAGGAGGAGCUUAAGGUACUCCGCGCACAACUCGACGAUUUGUUGGCCAAGGGCUGGAUCCGCCUAAGUAGCUCCCCGUAUGGAGCACCAGUUCUCUUCGUCAGGAAGAAGAACAAGGAUCUACGAUUGUGCAUCGACUACCGCAACCUCAAUGCGCAAACCGUCAAGAAUGCGGGGCCUCUUCCUCGCAUUGACGAUCUUCUUGAGCGACUGGGCGGUGCGAAGUAUUUUUCCAAGCUGGAUUUGAAAUCGGGAUAUCAUCAAAUCUCGAUCCAGCCGAACGAUCGCUACAAGACCGCGUUCAAGACACGGUACGGGAAUUUUGAGUGGGUGGUCAUGCCUUUUGGCCUCACCAACGCCCCGGCGACCUUUCAGGCGGCUAUGACCAAUGAGUUUCGUGCAAUGCUGGACUGGUUCGUGCUGGUCUACUUAGACGAUAUUCUUGUCUAUAGCCGGUCAUUGGAGAAGCAUCUGGGGCAUCUUCGACGCGUGUUGGAAGUGCUCCGCUGCGCCAAGUACAAGGUAAGCCGCGACAAGUGUGAGUUUGUCCAGCAAGAGCAGCAAGAGCAAGAGCUGGAAUACUUGGGCCAUUUUGUCACACCGGAGGGCAUUAGUCCGCUAUCGGACAAGAUUCAGGCCGUCCAGGAGUGGCCGGAGCCUCGGAACGUCACGGAUGUUCGCUCGUUCCUCGGUCUUACCGGCUACUAUCAGCGCUUCAUCAAAGGCUACUCCAAGAUCGCGGCCCACUUGAACAAGCUUCAGUGCGAGGAUCAACCGUUUGACUUUGGAGAGGAGGCGCGGGGAUCAUUCGCUCUCAAAGCCGCGCUACUGUCUGCGGAGGUCUUGCGAAUCUACGACCCGCUCGCGCCUACGCGUGUCACUAUGGAUGCGUCAGGUUAUGGCAUUGGUGCAGUCCUCGAGCAACAUGAUGGUGUGGACUGGCACCCGGUCGAGUACUUCAGCAAGAAAGUGCCCCUCGUGCAUUCCAUUGACGAUGCACGCAAGAAGGAGCUCCUCGCCUUCGUCCACUCGCUCAAGCGGUGGCGGCACUUCCUCCUUGGUCGAAGCCACUUUCGCUGGGUAACGGACAACAAUCCGUUGGUCUUCUACAAGACCCAAGACACCGUCAACAGAACCAUCGCUCGAUGGAUGGCUUUCAUCGACCAGUUCGACUUCUUUCCUGAUCACAUUCCCGGGAAGUCGAACCGUUUUGCGGAUGCUCUCUCACGGCGUCCGGAUCAUUGUACCGCGGUCUACUCGACUUUCGAGAUUGACGAUGACCUGCGGAACAGCUUCAUCCGCAGCUACCAAGCCGACCCCGAGUUUUGCGACAAGUACGCGAAUUGCUCCUCUCCUAAUCCGGCUCCUUCUCACUACCGGAUCCAAGAGGGGUACUUGCUUGUCCACACGCAGGGGAAGGACCUUCUUUGCAUACCGAGUGAUCCCCACUUGCGUACACGGCUUCUUGGCGAGUUCACGACGCUCCCGCCACCGCACAUUUUGGAGUCAAUCGCACGAUUGGCCGACUUCGCCAGUGAUUUUGGUGGCCUGGCCUUCUUGGCGACGUUACUCGCUAUUGCGAGUCAUGCGAGGUUUGCCGACGCUGCAAAUCCCGCAACCAUCGUCAGUACGGCGAGUUACGACCAUUGCUAGUCCCGUUGAGGCGAAGGGAAGAGAUUGCCAUGAACAUUACCGGCCCGUUCCCCAAGCACAAGACCAGAGUGGAUGGGAUCCUCACGGUGGUCGACCGACUCACCAAGUUCGCCAUGUUUUUGCCUUGUCGCUAUCAUGCAAAGACACCGGAGUUGGCCGAGGUUCUUUACGCCGGUUGGAUUCGAACCAAGGGUUACCCCAAAGAGAUCGUCUGCGACCGCGACACUCGGUUCAUGUCCGAUUUUUGGUUGGCGCUCAUCAAGCGAUGGGGCUCAUCUCUCAAGCCCAGUUCAGCUCGCCACCCUUAGACCGA
Molecule: messenger RNA, 2415 nt
Organism: Chara braunii
Lineage: Eukaryota; Viridiplantae; Streptophyta; Charophyceae; Charales; Characeae
Source: the annotation of a GenBank genome assembly